CGCCCGGGCAGCCCGGCCCCUGUCCCCGCCCCGCGCGAGCUGGCGCCGCGGCCGGUUCCGGGUCCUGUGACGAUCAGGCGGCGGCGGCGGCGCGGGCGUGGCGCGGAGGGCAGCCGGGGCCUGGCGGCGGGACGGGGGCGGAGGGGGCGGAGGAGCCGGAGUGCCCCCGAGCGCACCCGCCGCAGCCCCGAGCGCACCCACCGGGCCCCUGAGCGCACCCACCGCAGCCCCGAGCGCACCCACCGCGGCCCCGAGCGCACCCACCGCGGCCCCGAGCGCACCCACCGCGGCCCCGAGCCUACCCCCCGUAUCCCCGAGCGCACCCACCGGGCCCCUGAGCGCACCCACCGCAGCCCCGAGCGCAACCCCCGCGGCCCGGAGCGCACCCACCGCAGCCCCGAGCGCAACCCCCGCGGCCCCGAGCGCACCCACCGCAGCCCCGAGCGCAACCCCCGCGGCCCGGAGCGCACCCACCGCAGCCCCGAGCGCAACCCCCGCGGCCCCGAGCGCACCCACCGCAGCCCCGAGCGCAACCCCCGCGGCCCGGAGCGCACCCCCUGCGGCCCCGAGCGCACCCCCCACGGCCCCGAGCGCACCCACCGAGGCCCCGAGCGCACCCACCGCGGCCGGCCGGCUCCAGCGAAGCGUGCGCGGCGCGCAUGGCGGGCGGGGGAGCGCAGGACCCGGGGCGGGAGGCUGCGGCGGCCGCGGUGCCCAAGACCCGCGAGCACCUGUUCAAAGUGCUGGUCAUUGGCGAGCUCGGCGUGGGCAAGACCAGCAUCAUCAAGCGCUACGUGCACCAGCUCUUCUCCCAGCACUACCGCGCCACCAUCGGGGUGGACUUCGCGCUCAAGGUGCUGAGCUGGGACAGCAGGACCCUGGUGCGCCUGCAGCUGUGGGACAUCGCGGGACAGGAACGGUUUGGCAACAUGACGCGUGUCUACUACAGAGAAGCUGUCGGUGCUUUUGUAGUAUUCGACAUAUCAAGAGGUUCUACAUUUGAGGCAGUCUUAAAAUGGAAAAGUGAUCUGGAUAGUAAAGUCCACCUUCCAAACGGCAGCCCCAUACCUGCUGUCCUCUUAGCGAACAAAUGUGACCAGAAAAGAGACAGUGACCAGAAUCCUCCGCAGAUGGACCAGUUCUGCAAAGAGCACGGCUUCACUGGAUGGUUUGAAACUUCUGCAAAGGAUAACAUAAACAUUGAUGAAGCAGCCCGGUUCCUAGUGGAGAAUAUUCUGGCAAACCAUCAAGCCUUUCCUAAUGAAAAUGAGGAGGACAAAAUCAAACUGGAUAAGCCCUUGCCAGCCAAGAGCAAAUCCCAGUGUUGCUAGCGUGAUGGCUACUCUUCUACCAUGGCUAUUGUGGUCUGAGUCAUUUCAGAGGGUGUCCCUGAGAAUGAGUUAACAGUGCGAGUGGCACUGCCUUGGGAGUCCUCCUGGACUGCGCUUUGAAAUAAAUAACAGCCAUCGCCUCUGGGAGCCUGCACUGAAGUGGGACUUGGAAAGCAGUCCUGCUCGUGUGUCUCUCUCUGCCUUAAUACCUGAGCACUUAGUCUCUUGUUAUUGUUGCCAGUUGAUUUGAGGAUAAUGUUUACAUCCUUUUGAGCAACUUUUGCAAUGAGAGUUCCUCAGGAACUUCCACGGUAUAUCUGUUUCAUAUAUGCACUUGGGCAGACAGGAAUAAAACUUUACCUGCAGAUAUUA
Messenger RNA from Erinaceus europaeus (western European hedgehog), 1703 nucleotides. It is a transcript of the gene RAB32, whose product is annotated as RAB32, member RAS oncogene family. The record is from RefSeq and is a predicted model, not a curated record. Gene Ontology annotation, biological process: vesicle-mediated transport. Gene Ontology annotation, cellular component: vesicle; trans-Golgi network; Golgi apparatus. Bases 660 to 1331 code for a protein of 223 amino acids. The transcript is spliced from 4 exons. Lineage: Eukaryota; Metazoa; Chordata; Mammalia; Eulipotyphla; Erinaceidae. Gene Ontology annotation, molecular function: GTP binding; GTPase activity.